This is a messenger RNA of Astyanax mexicanus (Mexican tetra), 4971 nucleotides long. RefSeq lists its product as uncharacterized. Gene Ontology annotation, molecular function: ubiquitin-protein transferase activity. The record is from RefSeq and is a predicted model, not a curated record. Bases 1401 to 3710 code for a protein of 769 amino acids. The transcript is spliced from 9 exons. NCBI's taxonomy places the organism in Eukaryota, Metazoa, Chordata, Actinopteri, Characiformes, Acestrorhamphidae.
AUCGUGCUCACGAUUUGCUAUUCGUGCUCACGUUUUCUUUAAAUCGUGCUCACGUUUUGCUAUUCGUGCUCACGUUUUCUCUAAAUCGUGCUCACGUUUUGCUAUUCGUGCUCACGUUUUAUUUAAAUCGUGCUCACGAUUUACUUUAAUUCGAGUGAACGAUUUUUCAGUUCGUGCUCACGAUUUGAAAGCAUGCAAAAAUAAAAAAGUUCCCCCAGCCUUUUUUUUCCAGUUCAUUCGCAACACAGGCGUUGUUCUCUCCAGACCGGGCAACAUACAAUGAUGAAAGUAAGUUAAAGACGUUUAUUUUAUCAAAUGCUUUGAAGCACGCCUGCUCAUAUUUUAUGUUUAUGCUGUGCUGAGUGUUUUGUGACCAACUGGCGUCCGCUCGUGGUUUGAGAAGGUUCAAGCUCGAGCCGAGCCGAGCCCCACAUCAGGUAGCGUUUGCUAGAAACUUGUGGCUAGCCAGAAGCCAAAUGCUUCCAAUUGUGAAUUUCAUUAGCUAGCUAGCGAAUAUAUAAUUCCUAUUUGUCCACAAAGACGGUUAGCGUUCAAGUUAACCCUAAUUUCAAGGUAAGUUCUGUAUUUUGACGCUUAACUAUCCACUUUUGCUAACUGGUUUAGAUGGUCUAUGUAGUUAAAAAGCUGGCCAGCCAGGUAAAAACAUACCCUAUACUGGCAAGCUAGCUGGUUACCCAUUUCAUCAGCAUGUUUUAUUUAAAUUUGAUAAUACUUGACCAUGCCGGGCAUAAAUCUUACAGUAUUAACUUUCUUUAUUCGAUUAAAUGUCAUAUUUUGGGUUAAUUAUUUUCAUAUAUCUGAAAUACAGAAUAGAAAAUAUUCAUGUUUUAUAUUGUUUUAAUAAACAAGUUUUCACCCCUAUUAAUUGCAAAUGUUUUGGGACGCAGGCUUUUAUUUCAAAGAAGGACACAAGGAGCCUGAGGCAGGAAAGCAACAAUGUGAAGUUUAGUAAUUUAGCAUUCCAUUUUAUUGGUAGAAAAUGCUAACAGCUAAUGACAACACAGCUAAAAACUAUUACUGGCAGUACUAGGACAGGUAUACAAAGACCUUCAAAACUACACUGCCAUCUAUGUGAGACAGUGUAGACAACAGCAUAUCAAGUCAGCAUUUCUUGCUGACUUCUAACCAGCUUUUUUUCUUUUUUUACCAACGUUUUUCUUCCAGAUAUUCACAAACAUAUAAAACUGCACUUCUCUUAAAUUAUUUGUAAAAUACUGUUUGUUGAACAAUCUGUUUUUUGCUGACACCUAAAAAAAAGUAUGGCAAUACCAGCUUUCUUUAAAAAAAUUACAAAAUGUGCAGAAAAGUGUGCUUCCUGUAAUCUUUCAAUGAAUGUUGUGUGCAAACAGUUACUGAAACCAUAUCAGUAUCAGUAAACAAUGGUAAUGUAUUGGAUAUUUUAUUUUGGCAGUAACAGUCUACUUGUGUUUAUAGAAUGGAUGAAGAGCUUCUUAAGAAAAAGAAACAUUGAAGAGGAAUGCAUACAACAACUUGAGAAAGAAAAGAUCGAUACGUCUGUAAUCCCUUUGAUGGCUGACAAAGACCUUGCAAAAUACUUUCCAAAAGCUGGAGACAGAGUGUCUGUUGUUGCAUUCUGUCGACAAACAGACACGUCAGUUGACCCCAAACUCAGAAAGGAGUCUAUUUUAGCACGGUUGCGACGUAGACUGUCCCCAAGAGAUGAAGACACUGGCACUCCAUCCAGCAAAAAAAGAAAUCUCUGGACGGGUAAUAAAAGUGCACAAAAGCAGCAAAGACGAAUAGAAGUUGGAUGGAUGGAUUUUGAUGCAAAAGAUCAAAGAUACAAGCAAGUAAAAUCAAUAAAUGGUGGUGGGACAAGACAGCUCACAGUAGACAAAGGGACAACUGUGGAAGAAAUUAGAGAACGUGCUGAGAGUUUGUUUUUCCCGAAUGGGGUGUCCAAGAAGAAAAAGCUGGCUUCCUUCAUCACAGAAAUACAAUCAUCUCAAAUUGAGGUCAACAGCUCAGAUACUGUCAUUCAGUUAUAUGAGAAAAGUGGAGUAAGGCUGCUGAGACUGUAUCUCUGUACAAAAGUAAGGAGAGAUACACCCACUGAAGACCCAGAAGACCAACAUUCCCAGCCAACCGUUGACCUUACAGGCAGUGAAGAUGAACAACAAAUUGGUGAUGGAUGUGAGGAAGAUCUUGAUCUGGAAGUAAUUUUUGGAGCAGGCGAGAAUGAUGGUGUAUCAUUAGAUGACACCAUACCAUGUGAAACUCCAGUUGAGCCUCCUACAGUCCCAGAACUCCAGAUAAUCCUGUCACAGACGUCAGAGGGUCCUGUUCCUGUAAUACAAGGCCAUGAAAUAAACCAACCACAGAUGCCAAUGGCCACUGUUCCUGUUAUACUAGAACUUGAAGUCUUCCAGUCACAGAUGCCAGUGGACCCUGUUCCUAUAAUGCCAGAACUUGAAGUGAACCAGCCAGGUGACCAUGUUCCUGCAAUGUCAGAAGUCACAAUGAUUCAGGAGCCACAACUGCAAGAUGCUUCAAACACCACAGUGAUGAAUCUAGUUCAUGUGUCUGCAAUACCAGAUGUCAUUAGGAUCCAGGAGCCAUUGGUGCAAGCUGCUUUGGACACUACAGUGCUGCAUCCUGUUCAUGUUCUUGGAACUCCAGAACUUACAAUGACUGAGCUGCUACAUACGCCAGAACAACUGGUACCUGAUUAUCCUGAACCUGCAGCUGAAACCCUAAUCAUUCGUCGAGGACAUUGUCUCCUUGACCUGAUUAAUGCUUUCAAAAAUCCAGCCAUUCUACACUCCAAGGUCUCCAUUAAGAUGCGUCUUCCAAAUGGAAAACUUGAAGAAGGGGAAGGAAGUGGUGUUUUAAGGGAUUGCUUAACAGAAUUUUGGACAGAAUUUUAUGAGAGAUGCACUUUGGGCAUGGAUGUGAAAGUUCCCCUUAUUAGGCAUGACUAUCAGUGUGACGAGUGGCAGGCAAUUGGCAGAAUUUUUGUAGUAGGAUGGUUUCAAGCACGCUACUUCCCUGUACAACUGGCCGCUCCAUUCCUAGAAGUAGUUCUGUAUGGCACAAGUGCAAGUAGCCUAAAGGAUGCAUUUUUGCAGUAUGUCUCUGCACAAGAAAGAGAGAUCCUUCUCAAUGCUUUAAAAGACUUUGAGUCUGUCGAAAAUGAUGCUUUGUUAGAUGCCCUUGAGGCCCAUGAGUGUCACCAGGUUCCUACCAAAGAAAAUUUGGUCCCACUGCUAUCACAAAUGGGACACAAGGCCCUUAUACAGGCACCAAUGUACAUUAUUGAGUGUUGGCGUCCAAUUGUAGAAGAGCUAGCAAAUGAUGUUCCACCAGAUGCUCUGGACGGUAUCCUAAAGAAGAAAAUUCCAACAGGAAAGGCAGUGAAGGAUCUCCUUUUCUUCCCAGAAGAAAUGAAUGCAUCCCAAUCAUUAGUAGCCCGAUAUCUAAAGAGAUACAUAAGUGAACUUGAUUUGCAUACACUUCAACUAUUCCUCCGUUUUUGUACUGGUUCCAAUUUGAUUGAUGGGCCGAUUACUGUGGAGUUUAUUGAGACAUCCGACUUCCAAAGAAGACCACAGUCGCACACAUGUGCCAAGAUAUUAAAGUUGCCAAUAGGAUACCAAAAUUAUCCUGACCUUCGCAGUGAUUUUAAUAGCAUACUCUCAAGCUCUGUGUGGGUUAUGGACAUUGUUUAGAUCAGGUUCCAUGUAGAUACACAACACCACCAAUAAAAUGUGUAGGGCAGAGGGUUUCCCAGGACCAGAAUUAAUCACAAAGUGCCGGGUUACAGAUUCCCACAAAUGGUCCUAGAAAUUGUACCCAUAUGGUUUACCAUAUUGAAUCACUCUGUAGCCUUGCGAUUUGUAAAUAAUCCCCUCUGCCCUGCAUAUUUUAUUGGUGUCCCUACUCACUUAUUGGUUGUGUUAAUGGAAUUGGAUGCAGCUUUGGAGGAGGAGGUAAAAAAAAAUGUUUGCAGAGCAGGUGGAGUUCAUGACCACUGCUCUAGUGUACAAAUUCUCAACCCUGGUCUUGCAAGACCCUCUACCCUCCACAUUCCUCUAAUUAUUACAUGAACCAAUUGUAAAAGAUUAAAAUCCAUCUAUAAAACCUAUAAAAUGGCUGGGGACCAUAGGUACGAAGUAAGAGUUUCUAAUACACUGAUCACAGAGUAUGUAAAAUCUUUAGGAAAUUGACUGCUUUCUUAGUUCCUCACAAUGACACAAUUAAAUUAAACAGGUUUUGUAAUUAAAAUGUUGUUCAAAGUAAAUGUGGUUAAAAUCUACAUUGUUGGUAUUAAGGCAUGCUUUAUCCAUGCAAAGUAUUGAUAGGUGGCAAAGCCACACCAGAAUAAUCUCAGGUUUUAUUUAUUUUUUUUUUUUUAUGUUUAUGCAUACUGUUUAUGCAAAGAUAUUUUAUGUGGCUGUUUUAUGCCUAAUGUGUAUUCUUUGUAAAGGGACACUAUGUAGGAUUUUCUUGAUUAUUCAUAAUUUUUGAGAUGGAUAAUAUUCUGCGUAUUACACCUCAAUGGAGCAGAGCAGAGAUUUAGAAGUUGUAAAUUUACUUCUUAAAAGAAAUAUAUGAAUAAUCAAGAAAAUCCUUCAUAGUGUCCCUUUUAAGAUGAAGUUCAUAUUGUAUCAGUACAUUUUGAUUUUAGUUUAUAGUGAAAGCUGAUGUAUUGUUGAAAAGUAAGAAUACACUGAGAAUAAAGAUUUUAUAAAAUUACAGUCGAAUGGUAUACCUUUUUAUUUAGACAUUUUUGUCUCUGCAGUGUUGCACAUCCAGAGAUUCAUACUAAGUCUGUUUUCUCUAAGAACAUUUAAAUUGUUGUACCUUGUUGUGUUCAGUGAAACAUUGUUCAUUGCAUUGUUCAUUGCAUCUGUAUUGUACCUUUGUAUGUCAACUGACAUCAUUUGUCUCAAAUAAAAAUUGUUACAAAAUGUUAACAAAAAACAUUGA